GCGGAACGUUUGUCCUCUAUCCUUUGCUGCGCUUGAAAGACGGACGUUUAUAAGCGACGGACAAGCAUGGGUACCCGAGUUGCAGCGAGUCAGGUUCUUCGGUGGACUUUGAGGAAUGCCACUUCUGUAUUCAGUCCACUUCAGUUUGGGAGAUGCUUGCUCCAGCCUCUGUGUACUGGGGGCAGAUUGUUGUGUUCCUCCACCAGCCAUGGCCCUCUCCAGCCAACACUACACGACCGUGAGCUAAAUCCUCUGUCUAGGCAGCCAGUCACAGAGCUGUCCCUACCGUCUCUGGUUGAUAUGGGAUUCACAGACUCUCAGGCAGAGCAGAUGUACGAGGCCACCUCCAAACUCAGAGGAACAAGUACUUCCAAACAUGCUCUGUCAACUCUCACAGCUCUUUUCGUCUUGGGCCUCAAUCCUUCCAGUGUGCAGAAAAUUCUGGAAAAAUGUCCUGAACUUUACACUGUCACGGAAUCGCAGUUUCAGCAGCGCAUAGGCAACAUGCGGAAACUAGGGUUAGUUGAAGGCAGUCUUCAGAGAGUGGUGUCCCAUUACCCCCAGAUCCUGACUGUGCCUGUGAAGACAGUAAAAAAUGUGGUGCUGUUCCUCAAGGAGAAGUGCCUGUUUACUUUCCAGCAGGUCACAGACCUCCUCAGGGAUAGUCCUGCCGUUGUACUGGAAGACAGGGGGCAGCUGGAGUACAAAUUUCAGUACGUCUACUUCCGAAUGGGGAUCAAACAGGCGGAGAUGGUGAAGUCCAGAUUGUUUCGUUACACUCUGGAGGAGGUGCGCUGUCGACACUGUUUUCUGGAGCGCAGGGGCCUGUAUCAAACCCCCGACAAGAAGGGACAGACCAUGAUCAUCAACCCCAAACUGGACAGCAUCCUCCACUUUGACCAGGACACUUUCCUCACAAAUGUUGCCAACGCAUCAGCAGAGGAGUAUGAGGUGUUUCAGAGACUGAUGGCGAGAGAAUGGCUGGAGGAGGAGCAGCUGCAGGGGAACAUUGAAGCUGAUAGUGAUGAUGAUGAAGAAGAGGAUGAAGAAGAUGAGGAGACUGGAGGGAAAAGUGGAUACAGGAAGAAGAGAAAGAGAUAACAGAACACUGGGAGUGGGAAAACCAAUUUAAAGUGGAAGUUAGAUGAAUAGAGAAAUGACAUAUGUGAUGGUGAUACAUGAUCCAAUAAAAUGUUUCCUGUUA
This is a messenger RNA of Eleginops maclovinus (Patagonian blennie), 1204 nucleotides long. It is a transcript of the gene mterf4, whose product is annotated as mitochondrial transcription termination factor 4. Gene Ontology annotation, molecular function: double-stranded DNA binding. The transcript is spliced from 4 exons. NCBI's taxonomy places the organism in Eukaryota, Metazoa, Chordata, Actinopteri, Perciformes, Eleginopidae. Gene Ontology annotation, cellular component: mitochondrion. Gene Ontology annotation, biological process: regulation of DNA-templated transcription; mitochondrial ribosome assembly; mitochondrial transcription. Bases 67 to 1101 code for a protein of 344 amino acids. The record is from RefSeq and is a predicted model, not a curated record.